Andrographis paniculata is the source of this 2336-nucleotide messenger RNA. RefSeq names its product glucomannan 4-beta-mannosyltransferase 2-like. Gene Ontology annotation, molecular function: mannan synthase activity. Bases 394 to 2007 code for a protein of 537 amino acids. NCBI's taxonomy places the organism in Eukaryota, Viridiplantae, Streptophyta, Magnoliopsida, Lamiales, Acanthaceae. Gene Ontology annotation, cellular component: Golgi apparatus. The transcript has 9 exons. The record is from RefSeq and is a predicted model, not a curated record.
UAUAACUUACUCUACUCCACUGCCCUCUCUCUCUCCCUCUCUCUCUCUCUCUCUCUCUCUCUCUCUUCACAAUGCCACAACAUUAAUCCUCUCAUCAUCCACCUUCCAUCUAUGUGCAAUAUUCAGACAAGAGACCUGCUGUUUGGCCCAAAUUAAAAGUAGAGAUGAGAGGGCCGAGAAGAGAAUAGAUUACCAUAUCAGGGAUCUUGAAUUAUUGACAAUCCCAAGUGCAUUCUUCACUCAAAAUUUGUCUUCCUUGUAUCGUUCCUACAUUCAGUUUUCAGACAGCCAAACAGGUGAGAGGAAGGGAGAGAGCAGAUCUGUUUCAUUAUAGUGAUAAUAAAAACAGAGGAGUUUCCAGUUUUUCACUUUCCACAGUUCUUUUACCAAUAAAUGGCUGAGGUAUCUGUCAAGAGUUUCAUACCGGAGUCGUUCCCGGGGUACACGGUGAGCGUCUGGGGACAAUUUGGGCUUUUAUGGGAGCUCAUCAAGGCACCAGUGAUAGUCCCAUUGUUGAGGAUUUGCGUCUACAUAUGCCUGGCAAUGUCCAUCAUGGUGUUCAUGGAAAGGCUCUACAUGGGAGUGGUCAUCGUUCUUGUGAAGCUUUUCUGGAAAAAACCUGAGAAAAGAUACAAAUGGGAACCAAUGAAGGAUGAUGACCUGGAAAUUGGGAAUGGAGCUUUCCCUAGUGUGCUUGUUCAGAUCCCUAUGUUCAAUGAGAAAGAGGUGUACAAGAUCUCCAUUGGUGCAGCCUGCAAUCUCUCAUGGCCUGCAGAUAGGCUCGUGAUUCAAGUGCUGGAUGACUCCACAGACCUCGUCAUCAAGGACAUGGUCGAGAAGGAAUGCAUACGAUGGGCGAGCAAGGGAAUCAACAUUACGUACCAAAUCCGAGAAACCAGAGGAGGAUACAAAGCCGGCGCGCUGAAAGAAGGGCUGAAGCACGACUACGUCAAGGAAUGUGAGUACGUCGUCAUCUUCGACGCCGACUUCCGCCCCGAGCCGGACUUCCUCCGCCGCGCCGUCCCGUUCCUCAUCCACAACCCGGACAUUGCCCUCGUGCAAGCUCGCUGGAGGUUCGUGAAUUCUGACGAAUGUAUGCUGACAAGGAUGCAAGAAAUGUCACUGGAUUACCAUUUUACUGUGGAGCAAGAAGUGGGAUCAGCCACCCAUGCCUUCUUUGGCUUCAAUGGAACCGGAGGAAUAUGGAGAAUAGGGGCCAUAAACGAAGCAGGAGGGUGGAAAGACAGGACGACAGUAGAAGACAUGGAUCUUGCUGUUCGAGCUGGCCUCAAGGGCUGGAAAUUCCUCUAUCUCGGCGAUCUUCACGUGAAGAGCGAACUUCCGAGCACAUUCAAAGCCUUCCGAUUCCAGCAGCACCGCUGGUCGUGUGGCCCGGCAAAUCUGUUCCGCAAGAUGAUGAUGGACAUUGCCUUCAACAAGAAGGUGACGCUAUACAAGAAAUUUUACGUUAUAUACAGCUUCUUCUUCGUCCGUAAGCUCAUAGCCCAUAUGUUCACCUUCUUCUUCUACUGUGUCGUUCUGCCACUGACGAUCCUCGUCCCCGAAGUUUAUGUCCCUAAAUGGGGGGCCAUUUACAUCCCAUGCAUCAUUACAACUCUUAAUUCAGUCGGGACUCCGAGAUCGUUCCAUCUACUAUUCUAUUGGGUCUUGUUUGAGAAUGUGAUGUCCUUCCACCGCACAAAGGCUACAAUCAUCGGCUUGCUCGAGGCCAAGCGCGUCAAUGAGUGGGUUGUCACCGAAAAGCUAGGGGAUGCGCUAAAGAAUAAGUCGAACAAAUCCUCGACGAUGUCGAAAAAAUCCCUUACCAAGAUUAUUGGAGACAGGAUAAAUUUACAAGAGCUUGGAUUUGCAUUAUUCCUCUUCGUGUGUGGAUGUUAUGACUUCAUGUACGGAAAGAACAACUACUUUGUGUAUCUAUUUCUUCAAGUCAUAACUUUUACGAUCGCGGGAUUUGGUUACGUGGGCACCAUUGUCCCAACCUCUUAAUAAUCGGUGAGAGAACGAGCGAGGAACUCGACCGGCGACGGAGACGAGUUUAGUGUUGUUGUGAUGUAUUUUGUACGUAUAAACGAGAGUACGUGUACACAAGAUUGAUUGCUUCUGAUUGAUUCAUCUCAUUUGAUUGUUUAUUUGAAAAAAUAAAUAAAAAGCAAAAAAUAGGGAGAUAUUUUGUUUCUUAUAGAAUUUGGGAGAAAAGGGAUGUUUAAAUAGUCUAUAGGUAGAAAAGUCAUGAAAAUUACAUAUUGUAUUUUUAUUUUUAUUUUUGGGGUUGUGACAUUUUGGUUUUAUUUCUCAUUGAUGAGUGAAUUUGUUUU